AUGGAGACAUUGGAUUGCCUGUCCAAAGUCGCGCCAGACUGGGUCAAGCGACUCGACGAACUCACCGGCCAGAUCGAACAACGCCAGCUGGAUCUGGCCAAUCUGGCCAAGCUCGAAGGCAGAAAGUCGAGUUCGCCUGCCCGCUCCAUUCGCAACAAAGGCUCGACCGAGUCGCUCAAGCCAAAGAACGAUGGCAACGCCUUCUUCAGCCCAGAGGACCCUCAGCCAGAACAACCACGUAAUGGCGCCGUGCCCAACACAAAACAACCGCCACAGAGUUCGUCGCGGCGACGCUCGAGCCCAGAUAGUGGACCAAAGACACCCUCCUUCAUUCAGCGCCAGACCGAAGAAGUCGCCGCAACUGCGCAACGACGGGCGCGCGCGGUACUGCGAAAGCGCCAGAAGACCGACUCCAUGAUCAGUGCCGAGGGCGUAGUGCCCACUUAUAGGUCGAGGAGUAUGAUUAUUGUAUACUACGACAGCUUUGUCCAGUCAUUUUUCGAAGAACUCGUCAAGUUUGUAUCUGCGCAGAGAAACCACUUGCGGCGAGCCAAGAUGGCCGCCAAGGUCGCAGAGAUUAAGCGACUGGCCGAGCUCGAGAUGCCCGAUGACGAUGAUGAUGAUGACAACGACGACGACGGCAGUACACUGCAGCCUGGCGACGGCUUGAUAGCAGCAGAUCCUACCAUUACUGCCAAGCCAGCGAGGAGUGACCCGAGGUUGCAUUAUAUGAGCACGCGCACCAUGGGACCAACUUUUCGUUCUCCAAAUACAAAUUAUGGGCAAGAUCGGUCAGCUCUAACGGCCAGUGGGCCCGGAAUAAUCAAUCGCGCAAUGAGCGCCGGCGAUCAAGGACCUACCGACAUUUUUGACGAGCUCGACAGAUCCUUGGAAUUUGUUCAGAGCAUGUGCGAACGGGCGGCGCAUCAGUUUCUCCGCGACGGCGACUGUUCCGAGGAGAUAAGCAAGAUCAAGAAGCGGCUAGAAGAGGCCAGGAGAAGCGCACAGCAGGAAAUGGAUCGACUGGAGAAAGAGAACCCAGAUGCCUUGAAGACUGAGCCGCCAAACCCCCGUAGCUACCGUCCUUCAACCAUGCGGAGGGACCAUGGUGCGUCACUCCCUGCUAAAAGGGUUCUAAAAGUGGACAUUGACGAAGGCGUUGAAGACAUGUGA
This is a messenger RNA of Pestalotiopsis fici W106-1, 1173 nucleotides long. RefSeq lists its product as uncharacterized. The record is from RefSeq and is a predicted model, not a curated record. Lineage: Eukaryota; Fungi; Ascomycota; Sordariomycetes; Amphisphaeriales; Sporocadaceae. The transcript has a single exon. Bases 1 to 1173 code for a protein of 390 amino acids.